AUGUCUCCAAAUCGUAGAAUGGCACAUAUUCUAUCAGAAAAAAAAAGAAGAAAUAAUAUUAAUUCGGGAUUUUUGGAAUUGAAGGGUAUUGUUCCCAACUGUAGAGACAGUAGCGAUUCAAAAGCUUCCAUAUUGAAGAAAGCUGUUCAAUACAUCCAGUCUCUUGAAAAAGAACAAACACAAUUUAAGCAUAUUCAGCCUACAAAUUUAUCAUCACCAUCGCCAUCGCCAUCACCACCACUAACAAUAGCAUUCAAACCUACUAUAAUAACAACAGUAAACAAAACUUUUGAGCUUGGUCAAAAGACACAAUAUAUGUUACACGUCGGUAUAAACACCAACAUAGAUUGGGGUGUAAAC
Molecule: messenger RNA, 360 nt
Organism: Entrophospora sp. SA101
Lineage: Eukaryota; Fungi; Glomeromycota; Glomeromycetes; Entrophosporales; Entrophosporaceae
Source: the annotation of a GenBank genome assembly